AAUUUAAAGAGGCAACCUGUAUCGCCUUACUUGAUUAGCAGAUUUCGCCUGUUCUGACCACCCAAACCCUCCUUACCCUUUUCUUCCUCUCUCAAUCUUUCAUACACUCAGGCAAGACACAGCCCUCUCUCUCUCUCUCUCUCUCUCUCUCUCUCUCGACAAAUUACCUUCUUUCGAAGUCCUACGAUCUCCGAAACUCCCAAUCUUCCAAAGCAUCUCCAUCUCUCUCUCUCUCUCUCUCUCUCUCCAUAUUUCUCCGGCUUUCUCAGCUUUGUACAAUCACUCUCCGUUUACUCUCUCUUCUGAUCUUCACUGUCUUCUAUAACACUCUUUCUCUGUAUUUACGACGUCUCGACCGUCUGAUGGCUGACGGCAAGCUCGAUCUACCGGACGAUCUCCUUUCAUCUAAGUCGUCUGAUCGCUCCUGGACCUCCAAAGUGGAAGCUUUGGGAGGAAAUGAGGAAAAAGUUGAUGAUUCGAAAGAUCAACUGGCAUCAGAGAGCAGCAUACCUUUAUCUCCACAAUGGCUCUAUGCUAAACCCACCGAGACAAAGAUGGAUACACGUGCUCCAACUUCUAUGUCGACUGGAAACUCCAGUGAUCCCAACCAGAAGGAGGGCUGGCGCUUGGAUGGAUCUGAGGAAAAAAAAGAUUGGAGGAGGAUUGUAACUGAGAGUGAAAGCAGCCGCCGCUGGCGUGAAGAGGAAAGAGAAACUGGCUUACUCAGUGGUAGGAGAGAUCGCAGGAAAGGAGAGCGUCGUGUUGACACUGCUUCAAUGAGGGAAACAACUGAAAGUAGAUCUUUGCCAUCCUCUGAUCGGUGGCAUGAUGGUAACAGCCGCAAUCCUGGGCAUGAAUCUCGCCGUGAUAGCAAAUGGUCGUCUAGGUGGGGUCCUGAAGAUAAAGAGAAGGAAUCCCGCUCUGAGAAGAGGACAGAUGCUGAAAAGGAGAAGGAAGAUACUCACAAUGACAAUCAGUCAUUUGUUGUGAGUAACCGUUCAGUUUCUGAGCGUGACACAGAUUCUCGUGAUAAAUGGAGGCCACGCCAUAGAAUGGAGGUGCAUUCAAGUGGAUCAACUUCCGCUCGUGGUGCUCCUGGAUUUGGACCUGAGAAAGGACGGGUGGAGAGUCAUAAUCCUGGUUUUACCAUUGGACGGGGAAGGUCAGCUGGUAUUGGAAGGUCUUCAUCUGCAAGCACCAUCGGUGCCGUUUACUUAUUUAGAAGUGAAACUGUCCCUGGAAAACCAAACCUUUUAGCUGAUACUUUUCGCUAUCCUAGAGGGAAGCUGCUUGACAUUUAUCGCAUACAAAAGCUUGAUCCAUCUUUUGCUGCCAUGCCUGAUGGGAAGGAAGAAUCACCUCCUUUAACUCAAGUGGGCUUUGUUGAACCAUUGGCUUUUGUUGCCCCUGAUACUGAAGAGGAGGUUAGCCUUAGUGAUAUAUGGAAGGGUAAGGUCACCAGCAGUGGUGUAGUGUACAGUUCCUGUAGACAGGGGAGGUCAAAUGAAAAUGUGUCAGAAGUUGGAGAUGUAGAAUCCUCUGAGGAUAAACAGGGUAUCCUCAGCCAAAAACUCAGUGGAGCAACUGUUGAUAACUUGCAAGAAGCUGCAAGUACUGAUGCACAUCGAGCUCAUGUGGUAGCUGGAAAAGGAGUCACUCAUGAAGAAGUGGAUAAAAUUUCUUCCAUCUCUCUUCCAUCAAAUUCAGAUGGAUUUGUACCAACAGUCCCUAAAACUAAUGGCAUUUGCAGUGCAAUGGAGGUUGGUUCUACUCACCAUAACAUUAGUGAAAAUUGGCAGAUGGACUUUGCUGCUUCUGGUCAUCCUCAAUUUGAAGGCAAUGAGUCAACCCCUUCUUCUGACAUCAAAUUGAAUCUUCCUGGUGAUUCAAGUUCUUUGUUUCAUGUGGCCUUCCAGCAAACUCAGAGUAGUGAUGGGCAGCUAAUGGAGAGUAACAGUGAGGCAAAGAACGCGGGAGGGGGAACUUCACUUGAGGAGUUUACUUUGUUUUACAUUGAUCCUCAGGGGAAUACACAGGGUCCGUUCCUUGGGGCUGACAUCAUAAUGUGGUUUGAACAAGGUUUCUUUGGGCUUGACUUGCCAGUACGUCUGGCAGAUUCUCCUGAAGGAACACCUUUUCAGGAAUUGGGUGAUAUCAUGCCACAUCUGAAAGCCAAAGAUGGACAUGGCAGUGUUAUUGAUUUGAAUAAACUAGAAGAGUCAGGGGCUUUUGGAGUAAAUUUGGAGGCUAGUUUACCUGCUUCUGCUCCAGUCAGCAACAUUCCAGCUUCAUCCAUAGAAAAUGACCUGCACCACUCAGUGUCUGAGUUCAACAGCCUCUCAUCUCAGCAUGUUCAGUCAAGAAUAUCUGAGCCUGAGGCUCCACUGCAAAUGCCACGUUCUGAGGGUCAAAAUUUUGAAGAUUUUGUUGCACAAGAUGAAGAAAUUGUAUUCCCAGGAAGAUCAGAUAAUUCUGGCUAUCCUGUUGCAAAAUCUUCUGGCCAUGUUCACGAUCCUUUGGCAAAUUCUAGUAGCCACCUGUAUCUUCCCAAUGAGUUAACAGAAACUUCUAUGUCAAAUCAAAAUAAUAGUAAGUUGCAUCAUUUUGGCUUAUUGUGGUCUGAGCUUGACAGUGCUCAAUCAAGGAACAACCAGUCUUCCAAUGGCAUUGGGAGGGCUGCUUCAUUUGGUCCUGUGGCUGAUCCAGCUGUUGCUGGAGGAGAGUCAUGGUCUGAUGUUUAUAGGAAAAGUGUACUUCCUGACAAUAACUUGUAUCAAGAUGUUUUGGCUGCUCGCCAUAUGUUGCAUGUGGAACAAGAAUCAAACCAUUUUGAUUUAGCAGAGCGACUUAUGUCUCAACAAGCUCAGAAACAGCAAUUCCAACAGCUGAAUAUGUUGUCUCCUCAUGCACGCCUUAAUGAAUCAGUUUUGGAACAUGUGCCAAGUCAGAAUCAGAAUUUGGUUCACCAGCGGCAAUUGUCCAACCAUUCUGCGCCAGAUAUGGAACACCUUUUAGCUCUAGAGAUGCAACAACAGCGGCAGCUUCAGCUCCAGCAGUAUCAAUUGCAGCAACAGCUACAGUUUCAUCAGCAGCAAAAGCUUUUACAGGAGCGACAACAGUCCCAAGUUCAACAAGUUCUUCUUGAGCAACUGUUGCAUGGUCAAGUGCCUGACCCUGGCCUUGGGCAGUCAUAUUUGGAUCCUAUCAUAUCCAAAAAUGUUCUUGAUCAGAUUUUAUUGGAGCAGCAGCUUAUACAUGAGCUGCAACAUCAGUCACAUAAUCAUCAAAGGCAUGUUCCAUCGAUAGAGCAGCUUGUUCAAGCAAAAUUUGGUCAAGCACCACAAGAAGAGCCUCAAAGAGACCUAUUUGAAUUAAUUUCACGGGCACAGCAUGGGCAAUUGCAGUCUUUGGAGCAUCAGCUUCUUCAAAAAGAGCAGCUGCAGAGGCAGCUCUCAAUGGGAUUGAGACAGCAUAAUGAACAAAGGGAUCUAGACUCCAUAUGGCCAGCUGAUCGGACCAAUCAGCUUCUCAGGAGCCAUGCUGGUAUUAACCAAGUUCAUUCUUCAGGCUUUAGCCCCUUAGACUUUUAUCAACAACAGCAAAGGCCUAUCCAUGAGGAGCAGCUAAGUCACCUAGAGCGUAAUCUUACAUUAAGGGAGCAGCUUAAUCAAAUGCGUUUUGAGCCUUCCUCAUUGCAAUUUGAACGAUCAAUGUCUUUGCCUGCUGGUGCUUCUGGGGUUAAUAUGGAUGUAGUAAACGCUAUGGCUCGUGCGAAAGGUUUAGAUGUGUUGGAGCCAAGCACACAUAUACAAUCUACUGGUCAAGCUGUAACAUUUUCUUCUGGCAUCCACCCCCACAAUCCGCACCACUCUUUAGUCCCCAAUCAGGGUCAUGUUUCCCAAUUGGAUGCAAAUGAGGGCCGCUGGUCUGAGAGCAAUGGACAACUGGGAAAUGACUGGAUGGAAUCUCAAAUUCAGAAAUUGUGUAUCAAUUCUGAACGGCAGAAAAGGGAUUCAGAAGUCAAAAUGACUUCUGAGAAUCCUGGUUUAUGGAUGUCUGAUGGGCUCAAUGAGGACAAGUCCAGGCAAUUGUUGAUGGAAUUGCUGCAUCAGAAAUCUGGCCAUCAGCCCGAGUCAUUAGAUAGGGCUCCAUCUGGCGUCUAUACAGGAUCAAGUUCUUUGGAUCACCCAUUUGGUGUUCUAGCAGAGCAAGAGGCAGGUCUAAACAAGUCAUUUGUGGUAGGUUCUUAUGGUUCAAGCUCCUCUGAACCAUCACAUAUUACUUUAGCUGAUAAGCAGGCUGGCAGUUUAGAAAGCAAUGAAAGGCUGCCAUUUAGGGCUGAAUCUGGAGCAUUUUCUGAGGGACAGCCCUUCCUGUCACGCAUUGGUGAGAAUACUCAAGCAAUUUACAGAGGUGCUAAUGUGACUGGUUUGUUAACUGCGGCCAAAGAGUUGCCAGAUCUUGAGUGCAGAAACUAUGGAUCUAAAAGUGAUGCGCUGACAAUGGGAUCAAUAUUUGAGGGUCAAGAUGGCAUCCCCAAGCCAGGAAGGUUGAGUUCUGUAGAAAAAGGGGAGAUUCCAAUUAAUGCUCUCAGUAGACAUUCAUCACUUGGUGUUUCUGGUGGAAAUGCUGGCUUUUACAAUGACAAUAUUGGAUCAUGCAAUUUAUUUUCAGAAGAUAUAGCCAAAGACUGUGUGCAAGUCCCAGCGAAAGCUCAAGACAACAUGUUGUUGAGACAUAUACCUGUCUCUCGUACUUCAUCAUCUGAGGAAGGAUUGUCCGAUCUUGUCUCCAAUCCAGGAGGAAAGCGAGAUUUUGGGGGAAAUGUAGCCAACCAUUCAGACAUUGCGGCAUCGGCCAAGAAGGAGAUGCGCUUCCGACGUACCUCAUCUUACGGUGAUGGUGAUGUCUCCGAGGCAUCAUUUAUUGACAUGUUGAAAAGUAAUGCAAAGAAGAAUGCCAUGCCAGAAGUCCAUGGAACAGCGGGCCCAGAGUCUUCAGAUGGGACCCAAGGGGGCAGGGGCGGCAAAAAGAAAGGGAAGAAAGGGAGGCAGAUUGAUCCUGCACUUCUGGGUUUUAAAGUCACAAGCAAUCGCAUUAUGAUGGGUGAAAUACAACGUGUAGAUGAUUAGAUCGUAUCUUCUGUAAUUUCUGUAUGAUAUUUUCCCUUCCCUUGUAAGCUGUAGCUGUAUAGGGUGAUAAAAAUUCUUUGAUUUUUUUUUCUUUUUCACUCUAGUGAAAAUGAGAGUGCAGAGUACCUGGUUUAGGACGAGUACAGCGACUCAAUCACAAGAUACAGAUUUGUACAGACUAACAAAUGUUACAACGAAAGCACGUAUAAUUUAAAGCUGGCUUCAAUAAGUGUUGUGCAUCCAUUCUCAAAA
Messenger RNA from Theobroma umbraticum, 5384 nucleotides. RefSeq lists its product as uncharacterized. NCBI's taxonomy places the organism in Eukaryota, Viridiplantae, Streptophyta, Magnoliopsida, Malvales, Malvaceae. Gene Ontology annotation, molecular function: protein binding. The record is from RefSeq and is a predicted model, not a curated record.